Messenger RNA from Coccinella septempunctata (seven-spotted ladybird), 657 nucleotides. RefSeq names its product NADH dehydrogenase [ubiquinone] 1 beta subcomplex subunit 5, mitochondrial (gene ND-SGDH). NCBI's taxonomy places the organism in Eukaryota, Metazoa, Arthropoda, Insecta, Coleoptera, Coccinellidae. The record is from RefSeq and is a predicted model, not a curated record. Bases 79 to 597 code for a protein of 172 amino acids. The transcript is spliced from 4 exons.
ACAUCCUUAUUGUAUAUGCACGAAGAAAACUAAGUAUAUUUGUUUAAUUUUGGGCAAAAUAACAAUUCUCUUGAAAAAAUGAUACUGAGCACGUUAAAAAACGUUGGUCAAUUGACCAAGAGGAUAGUAAAGUCACCUAUGACUCAAAGAACUAUGUCUGAGCAUAGAGAAUUUCCUUUACUACCAAGUAAAUAUACUUGGACAAAAUUCAAGGAUUUGGUGCACUUUUAUGUAAUGCUUGGUGUUAUACCUUCCACACUGGUGAUAACUUAUUGCAACGUCUUUAUUGGACCUGCCACGUUAUCUGAAAUUCCGGAAGAUUAUACACCCAAAUAUUGGGAAUAUCAUAGGCAUCCUAUCACUAGGUUUAUUGCAAAGUAUUUGACAGCAAAUCCACAACAAGAAUAUGAGAAAUAUUUGGCUCACUUAUAUAUUGAAGAUGAAAAAAGAUGUAUAAGAAAACUGGAAGAGAAAAUAAAGCUGAAAAUGAAGGAGAGGGAUGAUUAUCAAGCAUAUUACUAUCGUCCUGUUCUGGCCAAAUAUCACAGAAGGGUCAAACAAGCUUCAGACUAUAUUGAAUCAAUUCAAGGAGAUUAAUCCAGAGAACUCAUUGAAAUUAUUCUUGUAGUGAAUCAUUAAAAAAACUUAGAGUAAUAA